Molecule: messenger RNA, 1304 nt
Organism: Lontra canadensis (Northern American river otter)
Lineage: Eukaryota; Metazoa; Chordata; Mammalia; Carnivora; Mustelidae
Gene: GRAP2
Product: GRB2 related adaptor protein 2
Exons: 8
Coding region: 266-1216 (316 amino acids)
Molecular function (GO): protein binding
Source: RefSeq, a predicted model, not a curated record
UACAGACUGCUGGGCUGGCUGGGGGCAGUUUGGAGGAGGGAACAAGAAGUAAGGCAGGAGGAGGCACUAUUAAUGGAUCUGCGAACUUGUACGCUGUUUUAGUGUGGUCCUUGGAAGAUAGCACAACGUGGAUCUGUACUCUGAAAUGCAGUAAUUUUGAUGUUUGACUUUGUCUUCCUUCUUGGAAGAGAAGAUACUAUUAACUCAGUGUCAAAGCCAAGAUAUAGACUCGAUCUCUUCUCUUCAAAAAGCUUCACGUGGGGACAUGGAAGCCAUCGCCAAGUUUGACUUCACCGCCUCAGGCGAGGACGAACUGAGCUUUCACACUGGAGACGUUCUGAAGAUCUUAAGUAACCAAGAGGAGUGGUUCAAGGCGGAGCUUGGGAGCCAAGAAGGAUAUGUGCCCAAGAAUUUUAUAGACAUCCAGUUUCCUGAAUGGUUUCAUGAAGGUCUCUCACGACACCAGGCAGAGAACCUACUUAUGGGCAAGGAGAUUGGUUUCUUCAUCAUCCGGGCCAGCCAGAGCUCCCCAGGGGACUUCUCCAUCUCUGUCAGGCAUGAAGAUGACGUUCAGCACUUCAAGGUCAUGAGAGACAACAAGGGUAAUUACUUCCUAUGGACAGAGAAGUUUCCAUCUCUAAAUAAGCUGGUGGACUACUACAGGACGACUUCCAUCUCCAAACAGAAGCAGAUCUUUCUGAGGGAUAGAACCCGAGAGGAUCAGGGUCACCGGGGCAACAGCCUGGACCGGAGGCCCCAGGGAGGCCCGCACCUCAGUGGGGCUGUGGGAGAAGAAAUGCGGCCUUCCAUGAUCCGGAAGCUGUCGGACCACCCGGCACCGCCUCCCUCGCAGUACCCCCCGGCACCCCCAGCCCAGCAGCACCGCUAUCUGCAGCACCCCCACUUCCACCAGGACCGCCGAGGAGGCAGCCUUGACAUAAACGAUGGGCACUGUGGCAUGGGCGUGGGCAGCGAAAUGAACGCCGCCCUCAUGCACCGGAGACACACGGACCCUGUGCAGCUCCAAGUGGCCGGGCGAGUGCGGUGGGCCCGGGCACUCUACGACUUCGAGGCCCUCGAGGACGACGAGCUGGGCUUCCGCUGCGGAGAGGUGGUCGAGGUCCUGGACAGCUCCAACGCGUCGUGGUGGACUGGCCGCCUGCACAACAAACUGGGCCUCUUCCCCGCCAACUACGUGGCACCCAUGAUCCGAUGAGGCCCUUCCCGGGGCCUCAGAGGCUGUCAUCGGAAGCUGCCUGCGGGAGAGGGGCAAGGAAGAGAAGCCGGGACUAUCUACACAUACG